Messenger RNA from Photinus pyralis (common eastern firefly), 1053 nucleotides. RefSeq names its product torso-like protein. The record is from RefSeq and is a predicted model, not a curated record. The coding region runs from base 331 to 1053 and encodes 240 amino acids. The transcript has a single exon. Lineage: Eukaryota; Metazoa; Arthropoda; Insecta; Coleoptera; Lampyridae.
UUUGCCAAUCUCUUGUCUUAAAGUAUGAAGAGGAAUCGUUGCAGACUAUUAGGAAGUCUACAAAAAAGCAAUUUUCGAGUAAUUUAUUAUCAUCCGUAUAAAAUUUACGGCCCCAGGGAAAUUCCUACUUAUUCGCGCCGUAGUAAAUUAUCGUGAGCGUCCCUUUAAAAAAAACGAGUAGUAUUAUAGUAGUUGUGUAGUUGGAAGCCGGCGCUAUUCAUUAAUUCGAUUAGUUGUAGAAAUUUUAGGGACUCCUCGUGCAGGAGGAAGGUGUGCGCGCAUCCCGUAUUAUAUAAUACUAUUUGUGUUCAGGUGCCAGUUGCGGCGAGGAUGUGGGGCAGGGCGCUGCUGCUCGUGCUAGUGAUAGCGUUCACGGCCGACGGCGAAGGCGUCCAGGAGUCAUCAUCGUACGACGCUCAGCUCAAAGUUGGACGAUCAAUUGACAUCUUUACGCGGUACGGCUAUUUGAGUCUCAGCAUGAAGGUGGUGCCGAGGAACGAGUCCGAUUCAAAUUGGAUCUUUCGGGAGCCAACCGUGGACGUUUUCACCGAUAUAAAUCCCUUAAUUAUUCGCCCCCAACUAGCCGGAAAGAAAACCGUGUUCGAGGGAGACUUUCAUAUGGAAUUCUGCGACAAUUUACGUCAAUUACUGCAGGCGUAUUUUAGAGACUUUACGUUUGAACGUCUGCAAAGGCCCUGGAGGGCUUUUGCUGCGAGCUGGACUCAAGAUAACAUAAGUAAAUAUUUAGGAAUUAAUUCUUCCUACGUACACGGUGAUCAUUGUUAUGUGCUAGUGCGAUUAUCGAGAUUCCGUGAUACCGCUAAGCUAUCGAGACUUCCUAAUAACAUUAGCAUUUCCGAAAUGGUCGAACGUGAGAUAGACAAUGUGCGUGUUGGGGAUGUUACCAGCGUCUUGGUGUUUAUGCGGAAAUAUGGAUCCCACUUCAUCAACUCCUUCGUUACUGGAAAUUCAUUGUAUCAGGUAAGAUUUUUUCCUCUUAUGUUUACUUUUCUUUUGUUUUCUGAAACAAUCCCCGACUGGUUCGGACUAUAA